Messenger RNA from Saimiri boliviensis boliviensis (Bolivian squirrel monkey), 783 nucleotides. Lineage: Eukaryota; Metazoa; Chordata; Mammalia; Primates; Cebidae. The record is from RefSeq and is a predicted model, not a curated record.
AUGCCCUUCCCUUCACUCCCUGCCUUUGACCCUACUCUCCCUGGACCUUCUGCCCCAACUUCUUCAGCUUCCGCCAUCUUUCCAGCCUCAGUCGGACGGGCGCGUAGACCCUUCUGGAAGGAAUGCCGCGAUGGUGCGCAGGGAGAGCCCCGGGUCCAGUUUAAACUUGUAUUGGUUGGUGAUGGUGGUGCCGGAAAAACGACCUUUGUGAAAUGUCAUUUGACUGGUGAAUUUGAGAAGAAGCAUGUAACCACCUUGGGUGUUGAGGUUCAUCCCCUAGUGUCCCACACUAACAGAGGACCCGUUAAGUUCAAUGCGCGGGACACGGCCGGCCAGGAGAAAUUUGGCGGACUGGGGAAUGGCUAUUGUCUCCAGGCCCAGUGUGCCAUCAUAAUGUUCGAUGUAACAUCCAGAGUUAUUUACAAGAACGUGCCUCACUGGCAUAGAGAUCUGGUGCGAGUGCGUGAGAACAUCCCCAUCCUGUUAUGUGGCAACAAAGUGGACAUUAAGGACGGGAAAGUGAAGGCAGAAUCCAUUGUCUUCCACCGAAAGAAGAAUCUUCAGUACUACGACAUUUCUGCCAGUAACGACAACUUUGAAAAGCCCUUCCUCUGGCUUGCUAGGAAGCUCCUUGGAGACCCUAAUUUGGAAUCCGUUGCCGUGCCUGCUCUUGCCCCGCCGGGGGUGGUCUUGGACCCAGCUUUGGCAGCGCAGUGUGAGCACGACUUAGAGGCUGCUGGAACCACUGCUCUCCCGGAUGAGGAUGAGGAUGACGACCUGUGA